Messenger RNA from Phaethon lepturus (White-tailed tropicbird), 1329 nucleotides. Its product is annotated as cytokine receptor common subunit beta-like. The record is from RefSeq and is a predicted model, not a curated record. NCBI's taxonomy places the organism in Eukaryota, Metazoa, Chordata, Aves, Phaethontiformes, Phaethontidae. The annotation marks the transcript as partial. The transcript is spliced from 3 exons.
AGUAUCCUGAUCCAGAGCUACCUGAGGAAAGUACAGUUAGGAAAACCGCCAACAAGCAGCCAGCUGGACUUCAACAAAUACAACCUUUCAGAGAAGAUGGAGCAGGCUAGCUUCCUUCAAGUUGUGGACAGGCAGGUGAAGACUUUGGCAGAGUCCCCUGAAGGGCAGGCUAAAAAGACAGAAGUUUCUCCUGUUGCACUGGACUUACAGAACUCAUACCAUGCUUUAAAUGAGCCAGACCAUGACCCAGUUGCCUGCUCAAGUCAGAUUGCUGGUCAUUCCUUUCCUGUUUCAAGGAGAAACAGUGUUGAUGCAAGUAUUGCUUCCCAGACAGCAAUCCCUUGCUUUGCAUUCAAUGGUCCAUACUUGUACAGCCCAGUGAUGUCUUCCCAGCCUGAUAUGCAUCGGACCCUGGCAGUGGACCCAGUGGGAGUCCAUCAGAAAUCAGCUUCCCUUCAGUAUGUGACCCUCCCAAAGGAAGACUGUCCCCAAGCUCCACAGCAGCAAGAACAGCCAGGAGGAGGUCCUCCACAGCCCUUCCUGCUCCCAGAGCAGAAGCAAAAGAUGCAGCACUUUGACAGCGAGAAAGAAGUCUCACCAGCCCCACCAGCCUGGGGGAAAGGCACGAACGGGAGAACAGAAGAGCAGAAAUCUCCAAGGGCUCUUGGCUGUGUCACAUCUCCUCAGCAGUGCCCCUUGGAGUACGUCACCACAGACAGCCUGUUACUGCCAUCAGCCAGCGGCUGCACCCAUCCACCACUUGUCACUGCGGGGGACUUGCCUUGUGACUCACAGGAGCCUCAGCCCCGCGGUGGCCACUCUUGCCAUGAGUUUUCUCCUGGGAAAACUGGUGUCAUGGUCCCAGUUUCAGGUCAAGCACCAACCUCUUCUCCUGAAUUGCUCCUGGAUACAUUUGGAGACUACCUUACUGUCCCUUUAGGUCUCCAUGGGCAUUCAGAACCAACAAAGAUUUCUUUGCCUGUCUUACAGAAAGGAAACGAUCUUCCUAGAAAGCAGCCUUUGUCAGAGGGUGACUUGGUGGUGUUAAACCCUGACAGCACUGAGCCAGUCUUCCUUUGCCAGGUUGGUGACUAUUGCUUCCACAGCCUAAAAUCCAGUGUGAAGAUGGAUAUUGGUCAGGAAGACCACCAAGUCAAGAAACCUUCUGAAGGCAAGACAACACCUGGGAAGCCUGUAUCUGAUGAUGAAUCCAUCACCGGCAAGGAAAAGGAUGUAUCAAAAAUGCAGGCUAUUCAGCUUUUCAAAAACCUGAAAUCAGAUGAUUACUUUUCCUGGCAGCAAUCUUUAAGGAUCACAGAAAUCUGUUAA